CAUACAUAUAUAUAUAUAUUAUACCAAUACACAAUGGCAUCACUAUCAAGAUAUGAAGGAUGGAUGAACAAGACUGGUUGGAAGAAGGGCAGUGGUCUUGGCAGAAAUGAAGAUGGUGAUGUCAACUUUGUACAGCCACAGAAGAAGAAUAAUACACAAGGUGUUGGCAAUGCCAAGUUUAGAUGGGAUGAGUUGUGGUGGGACAACGUGUACGCGAGCACUUCAAAGAAGAUAGGUGGUGAUGCUGCAGAUAAUAGUCUAUUCGAAUCAAAGGAUGAUGUUAAAGAGGAGGAAGAGGAUGAGGAAGAGGAAGAGGGGGUGGAGAUAAAGAAGGAUAAUAGGGAUACAAAGAAUAAGAAAGAUAAGAAGAAGGACAAGAAAUUAUCGAAUAAGAAGAAGGAAGAUGAGAAGGUAGAGGAGAAGAUAGAGCCAGUGAAGAAGCCUUUGGUACAUGGUCAGUUCACAAAGUCAAAGGUACAGACAUUCGAUUCAUUCGAUGAUGAUGAGGAUGAAGUAGUUGUCAAUGAUGUACAAAAGACAGAGCAGAAACAGGAGCAUCAACAAGUACAACAACAACAGCAAUUGGAGCAAACAAAGAAACAACAACAACAACAACCAAUCAAGGUCAAUGGAAAGGUAUCGGAUAUGACAGACGAUGUGUUUGAGGCUUGCAAAGGAAGAGUGCUGAGGAAAUACGUACCAACUGGCAAAUUGGCCAGGCUGAAACAACAAGAGGAGAACUUCAAGAAUGGCAAGGCUAAUCAAUCAAGUGACAACAACAACAAGUCAAAGGAGGAGCAAGAUAAGAAGAUAGAGGUCGUCAAGGUUGCCACCUCGCCAGACAAGUCCAUCGAGGACAAGCCAAUCAAGAAGGAGAAGAAGAAGGAAGAGAAGAAGGAGAUCAAAGAGGAGGAGGACACAAAGAAGAAGAAGAGAAAGGAUAGAGAUGCCGAGAAAGAGGACGAUAAUGACAAGAAGCUGAAGAAGAAGAAGAGUAGCAAGAAGGAAGUAAAG
Molecule: messenger RNA, 1014 nt
Organism: Acytostelium subglobosum LB1
Lineage: Eukaryota; Evosea; Eumycetozoa; Acytosteliales; Acytosteliaceae
Exons: 3
Molecular function (GO): nucleic acid binding
Source: RefSeq, a predicted model, not a curated record